Messenger RNA from Lithohypha guttulata, 282 nucleotides. RefSeq lists its product as uncharacterized. The record is from RefSeq and is a predicted model, not a curated record. NCBI's taxonomy places the organism in Eukaryota, Fungi, Ascomycota, Eurotiomycetes, Chaetothyriales, Trichomeriaceae. The transcript is spliced from 2 exons. The coding region runs from base 1 to 282 and encodes 93 amino acids.
AUGAACGCCAGACAGCGUCAGAACGCCCUCCUCCUCCUCGACAUCAUCUGGGCGAUCCAGCCCAUCAACUGGGAAGAGACUGCCACCAAGAGUGGCUACGUACAGCAGAAAGGAGGCCGGAGCCCCGGUCAAAAAUUACAACAAGAAGUACGGCAAGUCCUGUCACAGACAGGCAAAUACAAGCUCGAGAACGAGCUUCUCGUCCUCGUGGGCGAGAACAAUCCGCCGCCAAAGCCGCGGCCUGGCUUCGCCAAAAUGGCGAGGCCAGGCGGAGAAAGAUGA